Solenopsis invicta (red fire ant) is the source of this 3312-nucleotide messenger RNA. Its product is annotated as bestrophin-4. Gene Ontology annotation, molecular function: chloride channel activity. The transcript is spliced from 9 exons. The record is from RefSeq and is a predicted model, not a curated record. NCBI's taxonomy places the organism in Eukaryota, Metazoa, Arthropoda, Insecta, Hymenoptera, Formicidae. The coding region runs from base 1036 to 2934 and encodes 632 amino acids.
ACUUCGUCUCGUUUCACUCGCGGCGAUCAGUUCGCCACCGACGAGAGCCAAGUGCGUACUCGCGACGCGACGUGAUGCUUCUUCUCUCGGUUCUUCACGGAUCGCGGUCCGUUUCCUCGCGAUCUUUAGCGGGGCCGUGAUUCUCGUAAUCCUCGCAAUCGAUUUCCCGUCAAACUAGUCUCGAUUUUCCUUAAACCUCGGCAAAAUUUCGGGAGCACGUUUUCGGAAUUUUUUCAAGAACUCUAAGUAGUCUGUGCUUGAGAAGCAAUGGAUCUAUGGAUUGCAACAAUAUUUCUAAAUUACGAAACUGAGGAAUUGAGAAACUACGUGAACUCGAAUCGUUGAUAGUUACAAAUGAUAUCGGAUGAAGCACUUUAAUUAUUAGUAAUUUUCCGUCACAAUCGAUAUAAGAUUGUGCAUCUGUGAUUUCGAUAUUUAUCAGACAUGAAGAAAUGAAAAGAAAGUUUUCAGUGAUUUGAAAGCAACGUAGAACAUACCUUUACAUGUAUAUAUACAUAUAUAUAAAAAAAAGUUUUAUAAAUUUUUGAAGACGCGCUAAAAUCAUUGUAAAAAUCUAACGGCUGAUACUUUUCAUUUAUUUAAAUUUUAAUGAGUGGAAUAAAUAUUUAAUUUUUCUCCGAAGAUAGGAAACUAAAUUGAGAAAUUAAUAAUACGAAAGAGUCGCGAAGUCAACAUUUAUCGCAAUCGCUAACAAAGGCCGCAAAUUGAUUCUUCAAAUCAGCGUGCUACUCCAGCCAGUUGAUUUCGUAAAUCACUUAGCCGUAAGGUGACGUCGACUCGCGUAACGAUCAAGAUUCUCCGAUCUAACGCGACGGCGCGGAAACGGUGAGCGUACAUUCGUCGGCGUGUGAAAAAUGGUUUUGUGCAAGGAGAAAGAAGAUAACGAGUGCUCUAGUUAUGAUUGACAGAGUAUGGUUCGACAGACGAAAACUUCUAGAAGUAUGAGUAACAACGUGCUCGCCAGCGCGUUGUUCUCGAGAAGAAACUGGCACGGUGUUCCUGAAUGGAUAAAAAAUGACGGUCUCUUAUCAGUACGAGGUCGCCAGUUCCACCAGCGGUGGAUUCACCAGGCUCCUGCUUAUGUGGCGCGGUUCCCUCUACAAGCUCAUCUACAGGGAAUUGCUACUCUAUCUGAUACUCUUCGGUAUCUUGUCUGCGCUAUAUCGUCACGUCUUCACAACAGAGCAAAAAAGGGAAUUCGAGCAAAUUGUCAUCUACUGCGACUGCUUAAUCAAACUAAUCCCGCUGAGUUUCGUGCUUGGAUUUUAUGUAUCCUACGUGGCACAGAGAUGGUGGAAGCAAUACACAGCGAUACCGUGGCCCGACAAAGUGAUGCAUCUCGUGGCACUCUACGUCACUGGGAACGACGAUUACAGUCGAAUGUUGCGCAGGGCGUUGAUGCGUUACCUAAACCUCUCGCUAAUACUCGUCCUACGUUCCAUAAGCUCGGCGGUGAAGAGAAGAUUUCCCACUCUCGACCACGUCGUUGAUUCCGGCUUCAUGACCGCACUGGAGCUCCAAUUGUAUCAAUCGGUGCCGAGUGUCGAGUUUAACACCUAUUGGAUACCGUGCACAUGGUUCAUUAAUCUUCUCAAGGAGGCACGCAAGAACCAUCGGAUAUCCGAUGCGCAAGGUUUAAAGCUAAUAAUGGAGGUUGCCGAACAGCUGAUAAAUCCUUUCGGUGAUGAUGAUGAGGAUUUCGAGCUGAACUGGCUGAUCGAUCGUCAUACUAAGGUAUCGUAUCUCGGAGUGGAUACGCUGAUGAAUCGAUGUCCGCCGCUCGUUAAAGACAUAUACUACGAUUCUGAAAACGUGAGCCUGCCGUAUACAGAAGCGGCUGCGGCGUACAAGAAGGAGACCUAUCGUGGUAGCGUGGCGAAUAUGACAGUACCUGAAGAAAAACAGAUGAUGUUCUUGCCCGGAAUUUUGGAAGAGGAGGAGGAAUGCACGACAAUUCUGACGCCUCGUACUUCCACCGCCAGUUUAGCGAACCCGAAUGAUAGUCCAGUAAACGAAAGGCGCCAGAUCAGCGGGUCCCCUUCAACAUCUGCGAAGAUGGCUCGCAAUUGUUCCGAAACGGUUGUGCAGCUGGAUAGUCACGAACAACCGCCGGCCGAAACGGAGCAGCGACGGGUAAUAGUCGAGGCCGUCCGGAAGUUCUCUUCCUUGGCGAAGAGCUCGACGUCUCGCGCCGGAAAACCCUUCUUUCCGGUUUUGACGAAAUCGCCCAAGCCAGUGCUGAGUCCUUGGCCGAGCGCGAUAAAUAUCUCGUAUCCCGUUCAAAUACCCACGUCUAUUCCUACGUCGGCUGUCAUCGAGACCGAAGGCCCCUGGAGGAAGGAUUCGUUCAGGAGCCUCCAGGCUCGUCGGCUCUCCCAGGAGGAUUCCGAGGGACGACCUAGCGUCUCGUCGCAGGGCGAGAAGAAUCAGGAAGGCGCCAUAAACUCGGCGUUCGUCGAGUGGAAGGUAGAUGAUAUAUCGGACAUCUGCGAUUGCGACGAUGGGAAAGAAGGUGACGAUUGCUCGUGCUCUGACCCUUCGCACCAGUCUCAAAGCAGACAUGUUUCUUGUCAACUAUCGUCGACCCCAGAAACGAUUGAUAUGUCCGUGAUCGGCGGCGAACCAAGUCAUUUGAGCAUCCAGAGUUCUCCGAAGUACCUGAUGGUUAGAGAUCGAUGGAGAGACCGAUCGGUCAGCGAUUCCAGAAAGAAGAAGGGUAUCCAUUGGCCAUCAAAGCUGUCUGGUAAAUCAAAGUUCCGCAGAAGAACCACCGACAGCGUACCUACAGUGGGCGAGAUCCUGAAUCAAGCCCGGAGUUCGCCGAAUUUGAAGAAUUUAGAGGAGCAAGAGAAGAUCGUGCAAAGUGUCAAAGCUGAACCUCCUUGUGAGCAAGAGGAAGUUUCCAAGUUAUAAAUAAUGUAUUUCGCAAACAAUAUUUCCGUAUCUAAAUAGAGAACUUAUGAUAAUCUUAAAGAAAUUUUACUAGCUUUUCGUAGAAAAAUUACGUUUCUGCUGAACUCUUUUUGAUUAAUAUAUUUAUUUAAAAAGUUAUCAAAAGUUAUAAUAAUAGAUAAUGAAUAUUCUGUUUGGUAACCAGUGACCAUAAAAUGUUCUGUCUACAUUGGUUUAACUUAAUUAUAACUGUGAGCAAGUAUCAGCGCGCAUUCAAGCGUUACGAAUACUUAUGUAAAUACUGUAAAUAAUAUAUUAUAGAAUUCUGUAAAUAUUACAUAUAUUAUAGAAUUUAAAAUGUAUUUCGUCAUAGAAAUAAAAUAAUUAUAUAAUUAUGUA